Molecule: messenger RNA, 615 nt
Organism: Penicillium pulvis
Lineage: Eukaryota; Fungi; Ascomycota; Eurotiomycetes; Eurotiales; Aspergillaceae
Product: GrpB family protein
Exons: 1
Coding region: 1-615 (204 amino acids)
Source: RefSeq, a predicted model, not a curated record
AUGCCCGCUACAGUCGCGCAGAUCAUCGAGCAUGAUGAAAACGAUCCCGAGCUCUUGGAGCGCAUAGCCUUUCGAACGGUAAAACCACCAAUCACCAUUAUUAAGCCCAACCCAGAAUGGCCGCAGCGGUACGAAGAAGUCAAAGAACGGAUUGAAAAAGCCCUUGGGGCCUUCAUCUUAGACAUCGCUCAUGUCGGCUCUACCAGCGUUCCCGGCCUUCCAGCUAAAGACAUCAUCGAUGUCGAUCUGUCUCUAAAAGAUGCCACGCAUGAAGCAUCCUACGUGAAGCCCCUGGAAGAGGCAGGAUUUCGGUUCCUCUUACGCGAGCCGCGAUGGCAUCAGCACCGGUUCUUCGUGGAAGACUGGCCCAAAGCUUACCACGUCAAUCUUCACGUGUGGGGUCCCGACUCGCCUGAAACUGUUCGACAUCGUAUUUUUCGUGACUGGUUACGCAAAACGCCAGCGGAUCAAGAUCUUUAUGCCAAAGUGAAACGCGACGCGGCUGAACAGACGGCUGUAGCUGGAGAUUCCCUUUUGGAAUAUAAUCUACGGAAAGAAAAAACAAUAAAGGAGAUCCUAGAAAGGGCAUUUCGUGAUUUGGGCUACAUUGAAUGA